Messenger RNA from Hyla sarda, 7553 nucleotides. It is a transcript of the gene PTPN23, whose product is annotated as protein tyrosine phosphatase non-receptor type 23. The record is from RefSeq and is a predicted model, not a curated record. Gene Ontology annotation, biological process: early endosome to late endosome transport; protein transport to vacuole involved in ubiquitin-dependent protein catabolic process via the multivesicular body sorting pathway; endocytic recycling. The transcript has 25 exons. Gene Ontology annotation, molecular function: protein binding; protein tyrosine phosphatase activity. Bases 154 to 6075 code for a protein of 1973 amino acids. Gene Ontology annotation, cellular component: endosome. NCBI's taxonomy places the organism in Eukaryota, Metazoa, Chordata, Amphibia, Anura, Hylidae.
CCGGGAGCGGCCCGAUGACGUCACGGCGAAGUGGGCGGAGUUACCCAGUUCCCGGCGUGCUGUGCGGGUCCUGUGACAGGGAGGCGAUCGCGGGGUUUCCGGCUCUGUGUGUCGGUGCGGGUGACGCAGCUCCCGGCCCUCGGAGCCCGCAACAUGGAGGCCGUGCCCCGGAUGCCCAUGAUAUGGCUGGACCUCAAGGAGGCCGCGGAGUUCGGCUUCAACCAAGCUGUAAAACAGUUUGUUUUGAAGAAUUACGGGGAAAAUCCUGAAAAUUACAACGAGGAGCUAAAGAAACUGGAGCAACUGAGACAGAGUGCGGUGAACGUGCCCCGAGACUUUGAAGGAUGCAGCGUCCUGCGCAAAUACUUUGGCCAACUCCAUUACCUGCAGAGCCGCAUCCCCAUGGGCGUAGAACAAGAGGCUGCCGUCCCGAUCACAUGGACAGAGAUUUUCUCCGGGAAGUCUGUGACGCACGCGGACAUCAAGUACGAGCAGGCCUGUGUCCUGUACAAUCUAGGGGCUUUACACUCCAUGCUGGGGGCGAUGGACAAGAGGGUCUCUGAGGAGGGGAUGAAGAUCUCGUGCACUCACUUCCAGUGUGCGGCCGGCGCCUUCUCCUAUCUCCGCGAUCACUUUGCUCAUUCGUACAGUGUGGAUAUGAGUCACCAGAUCCUGAACCUCAAUAUAAACCUCAUGCUGGGUCAGGCCCAGGAGUGUCUGCUGGAGAAGUCAAUGCUGGAUAACAGGAAGAGUUUCCUGGUGGCGCGGAUCAGUGCCCAGGUGGUGGAUUAUUACAAGGAAGCCUGCCGAGCCCUGGAGAACACCGAGACCGCGUCACUACUGGGGAAGAUCCAAAAGGACUGGAAGAAGCUGGUGCAGAUGAAGAUUUACUACUUCGCCUCUAUCGCCCAUCUGCACAUGGGGAAACAGGCAGAAGAACAGCAAAAAUAUGGCGAGCAGGUUGCAUAUUUACAGAGCGCAUUAGACAAACUUAGUGAGGCGAUCAAACAAUCCAAGGGUCAGCCGUCCACGGUGCAGGAAGCCCUCCGCUUCACUAUGGAUGUCAUUGGUGGCAAGUUUAAUUCUGCUAAGAAGGACAAUGAUUUCAUAUAUCACGAGUCCGUUCCUGCGCUGGACACCCUGCAAGCUGUAAAAGGGGCUCCUCUGGUGAAGGCUCUUCCAGUCAACCCCACUGAUCCUGCCGUAACCGGACCUGAUAUUUUUUCUAAGCUGGUACCUAUGGCUGCACAUGAGGCGUCAUCUCUCUACAGUGAAGAAAAAGCAAAACUCCUGCGUGAAAUAAUGGCCAAAAUAGACGCAAAGAACGAAGUCCUUGAUCAGUUCACAGACUCCCUGCAGCUCGAUCCAGAGACUGUGGAUAACCUGGACAUGUACAACCACAUCCCACCGUCCUUGAUGGAGAAGUGCGCUGCGCUGAGUGUGCGGCCGGAUACAGUGAAGAGCCUGGUCCAGUCUAUGCAGGCACUGUCUGGAGUGUUCACCGAUGUGGAGGCGUCUCUGAAGGACAUAAAAGACGUUCUCGAUGAAGAGGAAAAGGAGGAGAAGAAAUUGCAGGACGAGGUAGGGAAAGCAAACCUUCCUCCGACUUCUUCAUCUGCAAUAGCUGAAGUGAGCAAAGAGUGGACAAAGUACAUGGAGGUGCAUGAGAAGGCGAGCUUCACCAACACCGAGCUGCAUAAAGCCAUGAACCUGCAUAUCAGCAACCUGCGACUCCUGAGCGGCUCUCUGGACCAACUACAGCAAGCACUACCAGCGCCAACUCUGACCGAGGAUGAUAAAACCGUUCUGCAGAACCUUAAGAGGAUCCUGGGGAAGGUGCAGGAGAUGAGAGAUCAGCGUCUUUCCCUGGAGCAGCAGCUACGGGACACUAUCCAGAAGGAUGACAUCACUACGUCCCUGGUCACCACCGACCGCUCAGAGAUGAAGAGACUCUUUGCUGAGCAGCUGAAGAAAUACGAUCAGCUGAAGGUUUAUAUCGAUCAGAACCUGUCUGCCCAGGAGAACAUCCUGAAGGCCCUGACUGAAGCCAACGUCAAGUACGCACCAAUAAGGAAGGUCCUUACAGAGUCUGAGCAAAAGUGGAACCACACUGUGCAGACCCUGAUCUCCUCCUACGAGGCCUAUGAGGACCUAAUGAAGAAGUGCCAGGAGGGGAGGGACUUCUAUGCAGACUUAGAAAGCAAAGUGGGCAAACUCCUGGAGAAAGCUCGGGCAGCAUAUGAGGCCUCCCAAGCCGUCCGCCUGCAGGUCCUGGACCGGGAAAUGAAGAAGAAGCCGCCUCCGCGUCCAACAGCGCCUAAGCCGUCCCUGGAGAAGAAGGUGUCGGACAUGGACCUGGAGAACCUUCCUGCCGCUGAUCUGACCGACAUUCAGCAGUUCUCCUCCCUCUUCCUGUCCGAUCUCCCAGAGGAGCUGAGGAGUUUACCCCCAGACGCCCUCCUGGCACAUUUAGACCAGUUGUCUGCAGAAAACAUGGGGGGAUUCCCAGUGGAUCCAGUAGCUGCAUAUGGUGGGAUCAGAAUGCCUGGCACAGAUGCCUACAGAGCUGGGAGAAAGGCUUCUGCCCCUCUGCCUGACCCACAAUCUGUGCCCUUCACCCAGGCUCCAUUCAAUGCUCUGCCUGGACAGAUGCCACGGAUGGCUGCGGGUGCUGCUCCCAGUCACAUCUUCUCACCCAAUUCUUAUGGUAAUCUUCCUCCUGUCAGCUCUGGCACUGCCCUCCCUCCGCAGCUGAUGCAUCCGUCUGUUAGUCAGCCCAGCAGAACGUGCCAGGUGCCGCCAUCUUCUCAGUCCCGGACUUCAGGAGUGUAUUCAGCAGGAGGACCGCCUGUUCAGCCACAUCACACGUCUACACCGAUGGCACCAGGCUACAUGGGUGCGGGCAUGACAGCACAGAGAACGUCACCUCAGCACAUGCCAGGGUCUGUCCCUGGUGCAGCUCACUUGGCUGGUCAGUAUAAGCCGGGAACCGCUGUUGGCUUUGGUAUGGGACCAGCACCAUCUGCCGUAUCCGGCCCUAUGAACCCAAACGCCCCACUGGCAAGUACCAACCGGCCUCCAGUCACACAGGGUAUUCGCCCAGCGACCACUACAGUGGACAGUAUACAAGGGCCCAUCUCAAGCUAUGCUGCACCCAGGAUGCCCGCUCAGGGGCCUACUCCAGCCCUGCAGUCCAACCAUCCUCAAGGUGGAUAUAUGGGAGCCCAUGUGCAUCCAGCAAUGGGUCAGAGCCAACCCUUCCCAUAUUCUCAAGGUGGGAUGCCGAAUUAUGUUCAGACACCUACACAUGUACCACCCGCUCAGCAAAACCAAAUGUUUCAUAUUCCUGGGCAGCCCCAGCCUAGAAUGGGCAUGCCGCCCCAGCCCCUUCCGGGACAAUCGCCAUAUGCAACUCCUGUGCAGCAUCAGUACAACCCCCAGAUGAGACCCCCAAUGUACCCACAGGGACAGCCCGCUCAUGUGCCUCUUGUGAACCCUGUGCUGCCUCAACAGCAAUAUCACCAAUAUGGGGUGCAGCCUCAGCACCCAGGGGGCCAACCCCCACAUCAAGGGGUCCAGCCUCAGCACCUGUCUGUCCAGCCCCCACAUCAGGGUGUCCAGCAUCAGCACCCUGGGGUCCAGCCCCCACAUCAGGGGAUCCAACCCCCACAUCAAGGGAUCCAGCCUCAGCACCCUGGGGUCCAGCCCCCACAUCAAGGGAUCCAGCCUCAGCACCCUGGGGUCCAGCCCCCACAUCAGGGUGUCCAGCCUCAGCACCCUGGGGUCCAGCCCCCACAUCAGGGUGUCCAGCCUCAGCACCCUGGGGUCCAGCCCCCACAUCAGGCUGUGCAGCCCCCUCACCACAUAAUGACGCAGCGGUAUCCACUUGCUCAUCAGGAUAACCAAGCUCAGCCACCUCUUCACCCGACUUUUCCUGGUGCCAUCAGCAGAGCGUCUCCACAGCCGGUUCAUACUGUACCCCUACCCAUUAGUCAACCAUCUCAGAUUCUCUCCCAUUCUGCUGCUCCUGGGUCUGCCCACCAGGUGGUGUCACCCAUGCCGUUUGGCCCCCCUGCAAGACACCCCAUUCCUCCAUCCAACACUAUAGUAAAUGCAGUUCCUCCUGGACCACAGAUGCCAAUGGUUGCACCUCCGACCCCGGGCCUCACCCACCAUGUACAGCCUCCUGGCAGCCCAGCGCUCAGCCAGAUUCCAGGUGGUGCCAUUGUUUCUGGAGCUGCAGCCAUUCCCUCUCCGGCACCUUCUCCGCAGCCAUCUCUGGUGGUGCAGCCUUCAGCGGUUCUUUCCUCCACAGCAUCUACCUCCACACCGAUGCCUCCCAGACCACCGCCUUCAUUGACGCCUGGAUCGGCCCCUUUAAGUCAAACGUCUACUGAACCAGUCUUUCACCGGCAGAGCUCCACCACAGACGAUCUCCUGUCCUCUAGUCCCGAGAGCCAACAUGGAGGCUCCAAGACCUCAGUGGGACUCCUGCAACCCACCAAGGCGGAUUCUAAAGAUGGACUCAAACCAAAGGGCAUCCAGCUGAUCGAGAACGACCCGUAUGAGAAACCGGAGCACAUCAUGCGGCUGCUGUCGGAGCUCGAACGCUUCAGGCUGGUGGUGGCGGCUCUGGACAAACCGGUGCCUGGUGCAGCCACCCAGCUGGACUCCAUGUGGAAAGAUUUCCAAGACGCCCAAGAGAAGGAGGCCAGGAACCUGUCCAUUGCCAUAGCCCGCUGUUAUACCAUGAAGAAUCGCCACCAGGACAUCAUGCCCUAUGACAAGAACCGCAUUGUCUUACAGUCUGGGAAGGACGAUUACAUUAAUGCCAGUAAGAUCGAGGACCUCUCCCCAUACUGCCCGACCAUCAUCGCAACCCAGGCUCCGCUGGUGGGCACCGCCGCAGAUUUCUGGCUGAUGAUUUACGAGCAGAAAGUCUCAUUGAUUGUUAUGUUGGUGUCUGAACCGGAGAUUGAGAAGCAAAAAGUUGUGCGUUACUUCCCUACGGAGCGCGGGCAGCCGGUUCUUCACGGACUCAUCACGCUGACGCUGACCAGCCUGAAGGUGGCCGACACACACGUGGAACGCGUCAUCUCCCUGCAGUACAAGGACCAAAGCUUGAAACGCUCCAUCAUCCACCUGCAGUUCACAUCCUGGCCGGAGCUGGGUCUUCCUGACAGUAAGGGGAACUUACUGCGGUUCAUCCAGGACGUCCACAAACACUACCUGCACCAGCGCCCUCUGCACAUGCCCAUCGUGGUGCACUGCAGUUCCGGUGUGGGCCGGAGCGGAGCGUUCUCCCUGCUGUACGCCGCCGUGCAGGAAGUGGAGGCCGGCAAUGGGAUCCCGGAGCUGGCGGAGCUGGUGAAGAAGAUGAGGCAGCAGAGGAAGCACAUGCUGCACGAGAAGAUACAUCUGAAGUUCUGCUACGAGGCGGUUCUGAAGCACGCGGAGCAGGUUCUGCAGAGACACGGCUUCUACACCCCCUCCGCCAGCAAGCCCCAGCCCAGCGCCGCGCAAAAGAUCUACAAUCUGCAGGAUCCUCAGGACCUGGUCCUCGGGGGGGACAUGCCCAUCAGCUCCAUCCAGGCCACCAUCGCUAAGCUGAGCAUUAAACCCAGCGCCGGCGGCACAGAGAGUGCCAAUCAUUAUCAGCCGCCUCCUCUGCCGGACACCAUUGAGCAGGCACCACAUGACACAGUCCAGGCCUUGUUCCCCCCAAGCUCCUCGCAGCAGGAUCUGACAUCUGCGCUGAUCUCGGAGCCGCAGACCCCCCCGGUCCCCACCGCGACCAACGGUACCAGCGAAGCCCCUGCAGAAACGACCAACAGCCACGACCCCGCGCCAGCCCCCGAGCCUCCCUCCUCCGCGCCAUCGUCUUCGUCCCUCAACCUCCUGGCCUCCCUGACCCCCGAGACCUUCAACCUGGACAGUUCGCAACGAGGGAAGCAGAAGAUGAACAAGCAGAGCUUCCUGCAGCCCCAGAACGGGAGCGGCCUGGCACGGGGCGGCAAAUCCGGAGACGACCCCCUUAAUAUGCUGGACCCGCUGUGGACUCUGAACAAAACCUAAGACUGGGAUCAGGAAAUCGGACUUUACUGUAACUGGUGAGGGGUCUUCUAAGAUCUGCCACAAUCCUGGGGGUGAGAAGAGGAGUCACAUGACCCUGUAGAUACCCCGCACCCCACUAACCUCUGUAUAACACUCCCUACAGCCUUAAUGUGACACUAACCGGAGACGGCAGAACUCGGGGACUUCUUACCAUGAUCAGAUUCUUGUCCGGCUCCAGGAAUAACACUUGAUAGGAGAAGCUGUGGACCCCGUAUUGUAAACUGGACGACUUCUCCAGGGAGGAAUCAAACUUUUAGUCGCUGACCUGUCCUGUCUGCUGUGGACGGCUCCGAGGGGACGUCUAGGACGUGAGCGGGUGACGUAUAGGAUAUGGUACAAGCAGCAUAGACCAGAUCGUCUGUGUAUAGUCACAUAUUAGUUGCCCAUGUGGAUGUUCUAUGUUUGGGGGGAAGCAAAGGCUUAUGGGCCGGAAGGAUCUGUAGGGAUCAGGUCUGUGGCCAUUGCUUGCUGAGGUGUCCGGGGGCCCUGACAGUUGUUGUUCACCUUGCGCUGCCUUCGGUUUAUCCCAUUACAUUGUAGUAUGGUUGCGGUUGUCUCGUGCAGCAUGCGCCCUCUGCACCAAUUGAGCUUAAAGGGGUACUCCGCCCCUAGACAACAUUUCUCCUAUCCAAAGGAUAGGGCAUAAGAUGUCUGAUCGCGGGGGUCCCACUAUUGGGGACCCCUGUGAUCUCAGCUGCGGCACCCCAGACAUCUGGUGCACGGAGCGAACUUCACUCAGUGUCUGAUGACUGGCGAUGCGGGGCAGAGGCUUGUGACGUCAUGCCCCGCUUGUGACAUCAUGGCCACACCCCCUCAAUGCAAGUCAAAGGGAGGGGGCGUGACUGUAGCCACGCCCCCUCCCAUAGACUUGCAUUGAGGGGGUGUUGCUGUAAUGUCUCGAGCCUCCAGAGCUGCACCCAACGCUCUAAAUGAACGCGAGGAGCAGCAGGGAGAUCACGGGGGUCCUCAGCGGUGGGACCCCUGCAAUCAGACAUCCACUAUCCUUUGGAAAGAGAUGUCUAGGGGCGGGGUACCCCUUUAAUGGUAACACUCGGGCGCCCCCCUAGUGUUUGCUGUGCAUGUUCGGAGCAGCAGAUAUCACAGCCCCCCCUCCCCCUGUAUUUUAGGCACCAACAUUCCCAUGACCUCUGGCUUUCUGUACAUCUCUGGGCCUCGCCUGUAGUCACCACCUCGUAUUCUCUCGUCCUGAGGGAUCGCUCUGCCUGGACUUAAAGGGGCCGCGCUGCUUUUAAAAGACUGAAACAGACUUUACUGAACCUGGGUGUGAAAACGAACGAUAACUUUAUACCUGUUCAGCCGCAUUAUACUCUGUGAAUAUUAUAACGUGUAAUCUCCAAUGUGUAUUUUAUAACCGUCAUGAUCGGCCGAUGUGUACAGUAUGAAUAAUCCUAUUUUAAAUUAUGAAAUAAAUCCUGAAA